ACUUCGCCUGUCAUUCUGCUGCGUCACUGUUCUCGUGUCCUACUCGCAUUAAUUUGUUAAAAUUAACUGUUAGCUUAAGCAUUAUUAUAUUGGAUUGAUAACUUCUCUAAUUAACUGAGGAUUUCUAAUGUCACUUCAUCGUUCUUCUAAUGGACCUCCACCAGCGAAACCACUUGUUGCAUUGCUUGAUGGUCGUGACUGCACUAUUGAAAUGCCCUUGUUAAAGGAUGUGGCCACAGUUGCUUUCUGCGAUGCUUCAUCCACCAGUGAAAUUCAUGGUAAAGUCCUUGAAGAAGCUGUUGGGGCUUUAAUGUGGCAUACCAUUUCUUUAACGCGCGAGGACCUUCAGAAAUUCAAAUCACUAAAGAUUAUCGUGAGGAUAGGCAGCGGUUAUGACAACAUUGACAUAAAAGCCGCUGGGGAACUUGGAAUUGCUGUUUGUAAUGUUCCUGGAUUUGGUGUUGAGGAGUCUGCAGAUACGACACUUUGCCACAUUCUGACCUUAUACCGACGUACUUAUUGGUUAGCAAACAGCCUGCAAAUGGGCAAACGGAUUAAUGGACCUGAGCAUUUAAAGGAAGUUGCAAACGGGUCUGCUCGUAUACGACGUGAUACUCUUGGGAUAGUUGGUUUAGGCCGAGUUGGAACAGCUGUUGCAUUACGAGCCCAAGCUUUUGGAUUUCAUGUAACAUUUUACGAUCCUUAUCUUCCAGAUGGGAUCGAACGAUCAUUGGGUAUCGAACGUGUUUACAGUCUUCAAGAUCUACUAUUUCAAAGUGAUUGUGUCACUUUGCAUUGCUCACUUAAUGAGCAAAAUCGCCAUAUGAUCAAUGAGCAUACAAUAAAGUUAAUGAGACCGGGUAAUAUAUUCACAAUAUAGAUGUUGAAAUGAUGUGUAUAUUUUUCAGCUCAGUUGAAUAAUUUUUGUGUUUUAAAUUUCUCUGCGCUAGAUAGUUUUAUUUCAAACCUUUCAUUGAUAUAAGUUGAUGUAGACAACGACGGGCAUAAAUCCAACUGGGAAUACAUCAGAAUUCUGAAUCGAAAGUAUUCCAGUAAUGUCAGGGAAUUUCUGGAAUCAUGACGUUCAGAUCAAUUAGCACUUUAACGGACACGUCGAAUUAGACCUAAUUUGUCAACCCAUUCGAAGAAUGUCAAUUGACAUGGUCAGAGAUCGACAGAAAAAAAUAGUCGAUUUGAAUGCAGGGACAAAUGAAAAUAUUGAAAACAGCCUAUGACAAUAACCAAUCACAAACAAGGGCAACGGAACGAACUGAUUUAUAACUCGUGGGUUAACUAUAAAGCUCAUUUCUACAUGAAGUAUGAGCUAAUGAUGUGGUUUUGAGUGACAAUGGAAGUAUCGCAAUUAAACUGUCUAGCUCAGAGAACCCAACGACAUCGAUAUUAUGAAUAUAUAUAUAGUAUAUCAACAAUUCAUUUAAAAAAAUUAUUAUAGUAAAUAAGAUCAAAAUUCAACGAUUGGAUGCUGGAUGAUGGAGUGAAAGAUUUCGUUCAGGCAACUACAACCAUUGAAUGUAGAUGUAUUCUAAAAAGUUAAAUAUACGGUGCAAAUAAAUUAUUUCUUGUAGCAUAUCGUGAUUUAAUCCUGAUUUACAGGAUUUAAAAAAAUUACUAAAUGAAAUUAAACUAAAUGCAAUAAAUUUUAAAUAAAUCCUAUUAAAUCAACUCUAUCUUUCAAUAGUAUAUAUAUAGUAUAUAGUAUAGUAGUAUAUAGUAUAUAGUAUAUAUUUAAAUGAAAAGUGCCGCAGUACAUUGUAACUGGCUAAGUCCGAUAUGUGCUCAAAUAUGUAGAUGAAUGUAUGAUUUUUAAAAUGGAAGUAUCAAUUAUCAUUUAUAUUAGAGAUAACAUAAUAUAGUAUUACUUUUCAUAAUUAAUAAUUUCUGCGUAUUCUUUUCAAAUAUUUGGCUUCAUUCAGAAAAUAGGUUUCAUAUUUUUUACCGUCAUAAUAUGAACAAUCAUUUCUUGAUUGUUGUUUUGCUUUUAAAGUGAUUUAUUUGUAAACCCAGAUGAAAGACAAAUAACUAAUUUUGUUGAUUGUGAUAACAUAUUAGUCAGUUUACAUUUGAAAACAGACUUCUAUAAUUUUGCAUCAUAACAAACUAUACUGAAAUCACCUUCCUUGUAUCGAUUCACUCAACUCCUAUAGAACAAGUUGCACUGGGAAAUGUUUUAGGAAUGUACUUUUCCUUGCUCGCGAACACUUUCCAGAGUGUCCAAGCUAACUAGUUAAAACAAUCAAUAGUUCUAUCCUAGCUCAUUUAGUUCAAACGGGGUUACACAGCCAGCGUGAACCAAUCAUUUACAAUCAGUCAUUUACUAUUAUUAUUGCUACCACUACCGUGGCGCGUGCUACUUAUAUUGAUGUAAGUGGUAUAUGACGCAAGUUAAAAACGUAAUGUCGGGGAGCAGAAGAUGGGGGAAUAUCAAGAAAGGAAGAGCGAGAACACAAUGCAAUUUGUGAGAAAACGCAUGAACAAUGAAGUGUGAGACAAUGGAUUGAUGUUUGCAACAGGAACAUUCCAGGUUGAUAUGGUGGACUGAUAUUUUGCAAAUUAACGAUUUACUAUAUGGUUUUUCUAUUUUACCAAGUAACUCUGUAAUUUCGUACUAAAUACAUUCGAUUGUCCCUACCCGUGUUCUGUUCACUACAUUACAACUACUGGUUGUGUUACUACUACUCAUCUGGAAUUUGUUCUAAUAAUUUCAUCCCACCGUGCUUAUAUAGUGUGAGGACAUUAUCCGUUCCAUAUAUUUCUCAGAUGCGCUGACUGAAUUUCUAAACUAUUUACAAUUCACUACCAGAUUAACAAUGCACCGCAAUAACUAAAUUUUAAUUAUCAGUCUGAAUUUGAUGAUAGAAAAAGAAAAGGUGAUAAAAAGGCAGUUACUUUCUAAACUCACUUGUUAAUAUUUUACCUAUCAGUGGAGCAAUUGCCUAAACCUUGUUCCUUUUUUAGGUGCAUUUUUAAUCAAUACUGCUCGAGGUGGUUUAAUUGAUGAAGUAGCCCUUGCUGCUGCACUUAAGGAAGGUCGAAUACGUGCUGCAGCAUUGGAUGUAACAGAGACAGAACCAUUUGUUUGGAGUAAUAGUGCCUUAAAAGAUGCUCCAAAUCUUAUUGUAACACCUCAUAUGGCAUUUUACAGUGAAUCAAGUAUGCGUGAAAUGCGCGAGGCAGCUGCAAAUGAAAUCCGAAGAGCUAUUUUAAAUCGCAUACCAGACUGUCUUCGAAACUGCGUCAACAAAGAAUUUAUGCCCAAUGGUGGUUCGUCAUUAUUUUCUCACGGUUGUUCCAACAAUAGUCUAUCCAAUAAUAUCAGUAAUAAUCCCCUGGUUAAUAACAAUCAUCUGUCUCUUGGAGCAGCUUCAGGAUUAGAAAACGCCGCACGUGGUUUGCAUCCAGCAGCUGCAGCUGCAGCGUUCGGUCUCUCAGCAGGUCUUUUCUCUUCUGCCGCGGGUGGAGGUUGUGGUCUUGGGGUAGGUGCUAACAGUCUCCCCUUCCCUGCUAACCUAAUUGGUGGAUCAGGGAUAGGUCUGUCAAAUGCCGGUGGUGGAGGUAUUCUCACCAACAGUGGUGGUCCAACAACAAUCCCAGCCCUCCCUCCCCCUCCUGCCGUUGCCGCGGCCGCCGCAGCCCAUCUAGCUGGCCUUCCUCCUGUCUCAGCGUACGCCAACUUCUUUCCUCCCGGAUUAGCCGCUGGUUUAGGCCUUCCUCUCCCUCCUCCUCACGCUGCAUCUUUGGCUGGCGUAACCGGAUCCUUAGGAGGUACAACGACUGGGUCUUCAACGAGUGCAACCUCAGGCAAUUGUACUAAUAAUUCUACUUCAGGCUCAGGAGGCCAGACAGUCAGUUCCCCCUCACCUGCAACCAGCGGUUGUAUCCCUGGUGUAUCCAGCAGUACUUUCGAUAGCGUACAUGCCAGGCUUGCCGCCGCCGCCAGUCUUGUUGCUUCGGGUCUAAAUCCGAGGUAAGUAUUACCGUUGCAUUAAUUUCGCUUUUCAUUUGUAAAUAAUGUACAACUUAAAAUAAAAAUUCCAGCACUGAGAAAGGUACUUUCAGCUUCUUGCACUUGAUGUAGUUGACUAAUUUUUAUUGACCAACGGCAGAAGUUACUUACUCACUUAAGACUGACUCACUGCCCUUUUAUGUAGCAGUAUGUAUGUUCUUGUAUGGUGCAUAUGUUUUAUACUUUUACAUGAGUGUAGUUAACAUAAUAACGUGGGGAUUAAUUUUGCUCGUAAAAAAGUUUGGAGUUCAUAUUGGUUAGCUAUAUGACAGAACAGACAGAUACGUGAAAGUUUCAGGAUUUUAAAAUUAGUUAACUUCACUAUGAUUGCAGCUCUGAUAUUGAUAUACAUAACAGAUUAGGCUUUUUGAUUCAGUUAUUGCGAAUUAAUCCAUGAUACUAGCUUGGAAUUUAUCGGAAAUAUGAAAGUUGAUUGCCGAAAUCUUGUUACAUGCAUGCGGUAUUUGCUCGACAAACCAGUUAUUUAAGCUGUAUGACAAAUUUUGUGUUUAUUAUGUUUUUUCUUCAUGAGUUUAUUUUUGAAAGUUAGAUAUAUCUAAGCACAUUUCUCUGGUUUACUCUCAAAUAGAUCAGAAAUUAAUAAUUCUGAUCUGUUUAAUCGUCUUCAAAUUUCGUAACAGUAAACUGAUAAUAGCACCUUUAGAGUAAUUACUAGCUAUAAUGAAAUGUAAGAGUUUAUUCUCUGUCGAAUGUCGAUUUAAUGAAAUAAAUAUUAAGCUCUUUUUUUCAUGAACAUGAUCAAUAUAAUUUGCAGUUUUUUUUCUUUAAAGUGAUGUUAAUUAUUUAUAAAAAAGAACAUUGCUAUUUAAC
Messenger RNA from Schistosoma haematobium, 4855 nucleotides. RefSeq names its product Serine protease htra2, mitochondrial, variant 3. The record is from RefSeq and is a predicted model, not a curated record. The coding region runs from base 3150 to 3989 and encodes 279 amino acids. The transcript is spliced from 5 exons. Lineage: Eukaryota; Metazoa; Platyhelminthes; Trematoda; Strigeidida; Schistosomatidae. Gene Ontology annotation, molecular function: oxidoreductase activity, acting on the CH-OH group of donors, NAD or NADP as acceptor; transcription corepressor activity; NAD binding.